AACAGACGCUUACCAACCACAUUUCGCGGUCGUUUCUCAGCUGAUUCCUCUCUCUCUCUCUCUCUCUCUGUCGAGAAGAAGAAGAAGGAGAAGGACCGCUCUCUGUCUCACAAACUCUACCUAACCAUCUCCACUCACCCACCCACACAGUAGAACUCAACAACCCCCUCCCGCCUUCAACAAAUUCCCACGAAAAAAUCGAAAGUCCGAAACUCAAAAUCUCCGCCUCCGUUGAACGGAGCCGAGAUUCAAUUUUAGGCGGCAAUGGAUGCGAAGGUAGCAAUCAGUAUGCAGCUGCCUGGUGCUUGGGGGGUUUGUACGGAUGUCGGGCGAUUCAGCUCUGCGUCGAUGUUGUCGUCGAGGGCGAAGAAGAAGAAGGAGGAGGAGAAGUUCAUGCCCGCGGUGCGAUUCCCGGUGUCCCGGAGGAAGUGGAGUGGCCGGAUGCGUUCGGUGUGCUUGGUGGAUGUCUCCUGUUCUUACAAUGAAUACCAAGCACCGACCUUGAAAUCUGGAAAGUCUUGUACUUCCUUCGACGAGUCAGUUGCUUUGAAGACUAAGACACAAGACAUAGAACCUUAUUUGAGAGGACGCUGUAUUUAUCUGGUUGGAAUGAUGGGCUCUGGGAAAACCACCGUGGGCAAAGUACUUGCACAAGUACUUGGGUACUCAUUCUGUGACAGUGAUGCAUUGGUCGAAGAGUCCGUUGAUGGUGCAUCAGUAGCUGAAAUAUUUAACCUAUAUGGUGAAUGUUUCUUCAGAGAUAAAGAGACUGAGGCAUUAAGGGAGUUGUCUCUAAGGAAUCGGUUUGUUGUUUCUACUGGUGGAGGCGCAGUUAUACGGCCCAUCAAUUGGUGUGAUGAGAAAUACAUGCACAAGGGAAUUAGUGUUUGGUUGGACGUGCCUUUGGAGGCAUUGGCACAGAGGAUUGCUGCAGUGGGGACUAAUUCUCGACCCCUUCUCCAUGAAGAAACCGGCGAUGAAUACACAAAGGCUCUGAGACGUCUGUCUUCCCUUUUUGAAGAGAGAAGUGAAGCUUAUGAGAAUGCCACAGUAAAGGUUUCCUUUGAAAAUAUUGCUGCAAAACUGGGACACAAAGACGUGUUGGGUCUAACACCUGCAACAAUUGCCAUUGAGGCACUGGAACAAAUAGAGAACUUACUCAAACACGAAGAUAGCGAGGCUAGAAUGGAAGCUUGACAAAAGGCCACCAUUCAAUGGCAACGUUCAGCAUCUGCUAUUUAUCAGAACAUCUUGCAGUCACUUGUUCAGUCUUGUCGGGAAAGUCUUGCUCGCGAAUCCACGUGUUCCUGCUUCAUGUAAUUUGCUCGGUUGAUUUGUAUAUGUUCGGUGACGGGCUGGCGAGUGAUGUCACUGGCUGAUAUGAACUCUAUUCUUCUGUACUUUUGAGUUUGUAAUCGUUUGUGUUUAUAUAUAUGUACCGAGGAAGAGGGUGGCUUGGUUGAGUUUUGUGUGUGGUCCAACCGGUCCGUGCUUGAACCUAAAUGUUCUUUUCUUGGCUGGAAAUGCAAAUGUGUAUAAAUGAUUCUGUCUUUUUACUUAUAAUAAUGAUCCUGCUGAAAUCCCCAAAA
Messenger RNA from Linum tenue, 1589 nucleotides. Lineage: Eukaryota; Viridiplantae; Streptophyta; Magnoliopsida; Malpighiales; Linaceae. The record is from the annotation of a GenBank genome assembly.